AUGGACGGUGACAAAAAGAAUGGAAAAUAUGAUGGGAGUAGUCCAAAGAAGGAUGGAGAGGUAAUGCAACGUAAANAACGUAAACUUAUCCCAUCUGCCGUGGUACUAGUACUAGUGCUGGUGCAGUGUCCGCAAAAGACGGCAGCUCUAGACUUGCAAACGGUGAAUGAGGAGUUUGUGGUGGGUUUGAUGAGGGGUGGAUGGAUUAGUGAAAAUAUAUUCAAAAUUAGUGCGUUCAACGUUGAACAAACGAACACUGAAGGAGAGCAGAGCUUGGGUUAUCUAAAAGGUCUUUGGCACGACUGGCUGGAUCCGCUCCCGUCUGGUGGUGCAACUACUAAAGCACCGGUUAAACCUGUUCCCGUAACCCAGCCAGCCCAAGUCACGACCACUCGCACUGCAGCAAGACCAACAGCACCACCACCACCUAAGCCAGCCUCACCACCACCUGUGCCAACAUGGCAACCACCACCUAAUUGGAAUCCAGGAGGUGGCGGUUGGCAACCAGGGGGUCAAGCAGGUGGCUGGCAGCAACCAUCAUCACCCUGGCAACAGCCAUUUUGGAGUGGCGGUUGGCAUCCUCAACAACCAUGGCAACAAAUCGCCUCACGAUGGGUUCAGCCACCACCGUGGCGUCAAGGAGCUCAGGUUCAACCCAGACAAGGAUAG
Anisakis simplex (herring worm) is the source of this 669-nucleotide messenger RNA. NCBI's taxonomy places the organism in Eukaryota, Metazoa, Nematoda, Chromadorea, Rhabditida, Anisakidae. The record is from the annotation of a GenBank genome assembly.